Molecule: messenger RNA, 2647 nt
Organism: Petromyzon marinus (sea lamprey)
Lineage: Eukaryota; Metazoa; Chordata; Hyperoartia; Petromyzontiformes; Petromyzontidae
Product: elastase-1-like
Biological process (GO): proteolysis
Molecular function (GO): serine-type endopeptidase activity
Source: RefSeq, a predicted model, not a curated record
GAUACUCGCUAACAGCACUUACCACAACAGUCUGUUCAAGUUUAUACGGGGGAAAAUUAGUUAUCCCAUGCGGGAUCAGGCGAAGAACAUUUACACAACUCUCUGCAGAAAAGCGCCCAGAUCCGGAAUUGAAAUCAAAGUGAGUGUAUAAACACCUUACAAUGGGGGAAGGGGAUCGUGAGCGAGUUGCGACCCGGGGGUCAGUGAUUCAGUGAUCGAGCUGGUGGAGGAGGGGGAUGAGGAUGUUUAAAAGGCGCGGCAGUUAACAGACGCGAAAUCUUUCAGCUACGUUCUAAGAGAAAGAUGCGCACGAGGAAAAACAAGCUCAGCCUUCUGCUGCUGCUGCUCGCCAGUGCGGGUCUCAUCAUAGCCCAGGAUGACGAAGGAACCACAUUACUGCUUGACGACAAACAUCGAGCAAUCAAAGUCAACCCCCAGCAGAGUCGCAUCGUCAAUGGCGAGGAGGCAACACCCAACAGCUGGCCCUGGCAGAUCCUGCUGUUAUCGUAUUCCAAUCAAGCUGGUUCCAAUGCUUCAAACUACAGUUGCGGAGGCAUCCUCAUCAACAGCGAAUGGGUGAUGACUGCAGCCCAUUGCAUAUAUGCUAAUUACUCCGAGUUCGUGUAUCUGGCCAAACACAAUUAUACAAGUCCUAAAGACGGACAAAUCUGUUUGCAAAGCAAGAAAAUAUAUGUCCAUCCGACGUGGAAUGGAAAUACAUCGGACGGGUUUGAUAUCGCGCUCAUUCAGCUGAAUGAGUCGGUGCAGCUCACCAACAAGAUCCAACCUGCUUCUCUGCCCUACCCGGGACAAAUCCUCGCCAAUGAUGCCGAGUGCUACGCUACCGGCUGGGGAAAAUCAAUUUUUUCAGGCCCAGCCUCCAACACUCUGCAGCAAGUGCGGCUUCCAGUCGUCAACUACACUACGUGCAGCAGCACCGGGUGGUGGGGAGCCAAGGUUAAGCCCAGCAUGAUUUGUGCGGGGGACAGCCUUCACGCCGUCUGCGAAGGCGACUCGGGUGGUCCACUGAACUGCAACACGAGUGGAGGGUGGGUUGUUCACGGCAUCUCGAGCUUCGUGUCUAGGGAGAGCUGCAACAUGACCAACAAGCCCAGCGUGUUCACGCGCGUGUCCGAAUACAGCACGUGGAUUUCAUCCAUCACCAGGAUGCAGUUCUCCACAACGAAUGCGUAUUCGUCUACUCCGAAGAUGUUGGUGUCUGCUCAGCUCCUCAUGUUGCUCCUGCUGGCCCAGGUGUUCGUGUAGCAGACUGGCGUUGAAGAAGCCUGGUUUUUAUUUUGGUGCAAAAUCCUUUAACUUCAACCCACUUUUUGCUGCUGCACAAAAUCAAAUAUUUGUUCGCAGUCGGAAUUGUGUUCUCAUAUCUGUGGGUGUAGCACCCAGUUCCUACCGAUUGUCACGGAGUGGAAUAAUUUGUCAAACGGGGUGUGUGAGGGUCUAAUGUAUGAGGAGGGUGCACGCAAGACCAAAAGCCUUUUAUCUCAUACAGAAAACAUAAAUAAAUCAUGAUAAUAGGGCUUUCCGUUUUUUUUUCUGGCAACAGGUGUUAAGAUGUUAAAACACCAAACUGAAACGAUUUAAAAGGAAUCACGUCUGCACUUACCACAAUGCUUGUGGUAAGAAUGCAAAAAAAACAUACUCCGAUAAUAUAUGCAUUGUCCUUGAAACUGAUUGGUCCACACCAGAGACAGCUUUCUUUUAAGCCUCGUCUCAAACGGUGUUAGACCAGAGAACGCCAAAAGGAGGUCCCAUUAUAUAAAUAAACCAAGCAUGAACUAUAGCAAUCAAGAACACCACAAGGCAACAAUUGUAUUACCUUGAGAGAUUCCAAUAUAUGCACGACAGAAGCACAUCAAUACAGAAGGGCAGUGACGCGACUUCAUUGGAGAUUUAUGUUUUGGGGCACUGUCUCUGUAACUUGUAGGUAGUUCCUAUCGCAUUCGUAUUGGCAGGAGUGGAGUGGGUUUUCGGGAGUCCAGAAGAUUAGCAGGAAGUCCGAUGGCCCUCUCCCUGUCAAGAGAGAGCACUCUUGAAGCCCUCUAUCACGGCCUAAUGGCCCGUGAUGAUGCUGUCGGCCUUCCAUUGCCUAUCUCUUAUGAAUAGGGGCGCCGCGGUGCAUAUAAUGCUAUCUCUCUCGCCCGGUAUACAGGGUGUCGUGGGUUCGAUCGCGACCCUAACGUCUGUUUAUUUGGAGUUUGCAUGGACUCCCCAUGGUCGCGUGGAUUCUUCUCUGGGUUCUCCGUUUUUUUUCUAUUCACAUUUAGAAACAUGCUUUUAGAGUAUUUGGCUGCAUAAAUUUCUACGUGAUAAUCCACUUUAUUGAGCUAUCGUUUAUGGCCAAGUUGCUUAUGAAAAGAGCUACAUAGCUCAGUGGGAUUUACCUGGUAAUUAAAAUAACUUUUAGUUCAGUUUAAUAGUUAUCCAGAACAAAAACACAUGCAUAGGACAGAGCCCCAUUACACCCAAUAACGUGCAUAUUUCACAGUGACGUUAAGCCGACUACUUUCUGCAAUUAUCCCCAGAUAAUAGCUGAUGGGAAUCACUUUCCAAUUUAAUCUACAUACCAACAGAUUAACACCACUUCUGCUAAGUAGCAAUAUUCACCGAAGAUAAACAUCUCACAAUC